Molecule: messenger RNA, 994 nt
Organism: Mycena citricolor
Lineage: Eukaryota; Fungi; Basidiomycota; Agaricomycetes; Agaricales; Mycenaceae
Source: the annotation of a GenBank genome assembly
CCCAUCGGCACGCGGUCCACCUCGGCUUCUUCGCUGGCUCUAUUUUCUGCAUCGCAUCUCGUCCCAUCCCAUCCCCAUGUCUUCUUCUCUGGCCGGCAUAGCGAAGGGCCACCACCCGCCCGAUGACAGCGCAACUUCCCAGGCACUUUGUGUCUCUCGCUCUUCCCAAAGAAAGCCCUAGAAACCAGUGGCCCACCUUCCGCAUAUGGCGAUAUACCGCAUUCAAUGCCACGCGUCGUCCUCCUGACGCUCCUUCUGGGAAAUGCACGGGGGCGUCUCCAGGCCCACUUCGUCGUCAUUAGUAGCCAGGAGCAAAGGAUCUCACGUUCCUAGCGACGGCGAGGCCCACAUGGGUCGCUCUCCUGGCGCGAUACUCGUCGCGUGGGAGCGCUGCUGACAAAAGCCCUGGUGCGUUUUCGACUCCCGUUUCCCGCCAGGGACGAGUCCGAGUAUGGUCACAGCACACACGGCGGGGAGAAGUCUGCGUGCAGCAGGCACUUUCCCAGUGCGGGCCUUCGCCAGCCAGACAAUUUCCCAGUGGCGCUCUGGUUCUGGACCCAGUCCGGUGCGCCCAGUGUCUCGGGCUUCGAGUCUCAUGCGUGAAAGGACAUGUCGAUCGAGGAACCAGAACGCUGCUGCUCAUGUGUCGGAUGAUCGUGACUCCCAAGUGAACAGACGGGCAUCAGACGGAUUUAGACGACCGCGUUCGUUUUCCCGCGGACACUCUCGAUGAAUCAGAUGCUCAGAUCGAAUGUCCUCGUCUCUCGGGAGGCUCGGUGAUGUCGUCCUGCCAUCCACACGUCGAGUCUAUUAGCCAUGUCACGAGUACGUCAUUGCAGGACUUGUAACUUACAUGAUCCGGCAGAACGGAGUGGAUCUCCUCAUAUCUGUGCAAGGCUAGACUAGUCUACAUAACCAACAUUCGCGUUGAUCUAUCUGUUCCGAUCUCCGAUCUCCCCCGCCCGAAAUCUGAAGUGUCUGAUGUUCGAGCUCU